Molecule: messenger RNA, 875 nt
Organism: Mercurialis annua (annual mercury)
Lineage: Eukaryota; Viridiplantae; Streptophyta; Magnoliopsida; Malpighiales; Euphorbiaceae
Exons: 4
Coding region: 243-680 (145 amino acids)
Source: RefSeq, a predicted model, not a curated record
CUUACCACUUUGUCUCCGUGUCUGUUACUGUGUAACUUCGUUAUCUGAGUUGCUUUCUUUAUUACCCUCUAUUAAUUGCUGCUUUGGAUCCUCCAUUCCCUACUUUUCCCUCAUUAAUCUUCCUUUCAAAUCCCACCUCUUUAUUUAAAUUUUGCUACUCUUAUAAAUUCGUCCACGCUUGUAAGCACACCCAUAAAGUUUUUCAAGCAAAUUUCAAGAUUCUUGCUCAUUAACUAAUUCUCAUGGAAGAUUAUUAUUAUUCAAGAAACUAUGUACCAGCUUUCGGAAGCUGGGAUUGGAACAAUGAUCUACCGUUCACUCAAUGCUUUGAAUCGGCUCGACAAGCCGGUUUGCUUCGUUAUAGUUACUCUGAAGAUCGUGAUUUAUACGUUGCUGGUGAUUUGUAUGAUAAUGAUAUUCUUACUCCCGCCAUGAUUGUUGUUCCUCGUCGAAGGGCAAAAGUACGUCAGCCUCGAGUCAAAGAAGAGAAAAAGCAGCAGAAAUGGGAAAUGAAAUUAGACACAUCAAGCCUGAGUUCUGAUGAAAUGAACAGGCCAACUCCUAAACCGGUUGAUGAAGACUUAUACAAAAUUCCACCAGAGCUUCUUUAUGCCAAAACCAAAAAGAAGAGAGGAUUGGGUUUCUUUUCAAGGUGUUUGUUGCCAAGUUGUGUUAUGUGAAGAUUUGGGGUGGAAGAAGAGUACAUAGAAGGGAGAUUAAGAAGAAGAAUAUACUUAAAAAUGAAUUAGUUAUAUAAUAUAGUAUUUAUAAUAUGUGAUUGGGUUCCACUUAAUUAUAAUUAAUGUGGAGGAUUUGUUAGUAUUAUUAGUAUUUAACUAAUUAAGGAGUUUUAUUCCUUUUCUUUUGCUUGAGAA